Molecule: messenger RNA, 956 nt
Organism: Microbotryum saponariae
Lineage: Eukaryota; Fungi; Basidiomycota; Microbotryomycetes; Microbotryales; Microbotryaceae
Source: the annotation of a GenBank genome assembly
AUGCGCAUUCUCAUGCUCGGACUCGACGCAGCGGGCAAGACCAGUCAGUUCACGCACGAUCAACAGUCCUUACUUGGACUAUCGGGUGCUUUAUGGUUUCCUAAAAAACUCGUAGGAUUGAACCGGAACUUUCUCUCGCCACAGCCAUUCUGUACAAACUCAAACUCAACCAAAGCGUCACUACCAUCCCGACCGUCGGCUUCAACGUCGAGACCGUCACCUACAAGAAUGUAAAGUCAGUCCGGCGGAACGAUCGCGUGAUUCGUUUUGUUUGACCAUCAGAGGCUGAUUCAUCAUCGCUCCCUUUACGCUCAGAUUCAACGUUUGGGUUAGUAACACGACUCUUUGGUCCGGCUCGGCCUGUCCCCCGAAAAUCGUGUCUCGAUCGGGGAACAGAGCUCCAAGCACCCUCGACUCACACUCUUGGUUGCCCCUCUCCAACAGGACGUAGGAGGCCAAGACAAAAUUCGACCCUUAUGGCGCCACUACUACACCGGCACCCAAGGCCUCGUCUUUGUCGUCGACUCGCAGGACCGUGAUCGUAUCGAAGAGGCACGAACGGAACUGCACAAGAUCCUCAACGAUCGAGAGAUGAAGGAGUGUCUACUUUUGGUGUUUGCAAACAAGCAGGAUUUGCCGGAUGGUAUGUUUUUUCCGUGAUUAUGAGGCGGGGAGAGCUUCAGUGGCAGAACCUGAUCAUCGAGUGCACUUUCCAAUAGCCAUGUCACCAACAGAAGUGACGGAGAAGCUCGGUCUCUUGCGGAUGAAGGACCGAAGUUGGUACUGCCACCCUUCCAACGCCCUCGAUGGAGAUGGACUGUUCGAAGGUAGGUUCAUUUCGGUGUUGAUCACGCUAGCACGCCAAGAGACCAUGCUUAUGUCCACUUGUGUCCCGUCUCCUCUUUGACCCACCAGGCCUCAAUUGGUUAUCGCAAAACAUCAAGGCGCAGAAGUGA